AUGAAUUUAUUUCGGAUUUUGGACAGUACACCCGAGCCGCCUAUCGUUGACUUGGAAAUCGACCACAUCAAUGAUAGCGGUGAGUACAACCUUACCACACCAAUUUAUGAGUUUCAGAGAGAAUUGACCGACCAAAUUGUAUCCUUACACUAUAGUGAUAUUUUAAAGUACUGUGAAACAAACGAUAAGACAGAACUUAUUGUUAAAUCCUUGGAAAUCUGCAUUCGGAAUUGCAUGUUGGUAAGCUCCCACCCUUACUUAUUGAUCACACACUAUAUGCCUAAAAAUUUGUUGCAAAGAGACAUGACUUUGAAGUUGGCUGAGACAAGUGGUAAGUUCAAUGUUUUAAAGGAUUUGAUAAACGUUAUUUGCCGAAGCUGUGACGAUUAUAAUCUCAGAAAAAGAGGGGUGGGCAAACGUACCGCUAAGGAAGAUAGGGAGAAGGCUGCAUUACAUCACAAACAUAUUGGUGUGGUGUUGAGCAAUAUUAAUAAACUCACGGACUUGGUUGAGGCGCUCUUAAUCGGAAAUGUUUCCAGCCCCAUAAAGUUGAAGAGAUACGUCGGCAACUACUUGAGAAGGGACCAUAAAAAGAAUGAACCGACUAAUGCGAAUGUGACAGUGCACUUGAUACCUACUGACUUGAGUGAAGUGAAAGAAGACUUAUCUGGUCUUAAGCUUGACUUGGUGAUAAAGUUCGAUGAAUUUGUGCCUAAUGAUCUAAUUACAAAUUUAAGAUCUCAAAACAGGUCCUCUCCUGCCAGUCUUAUAAAGUUAAUUCCAAUGUUGAGUAUUGAACAUUGCAGAAUAUUCUAUGAGGGGCACGAAAACGACACUGACUACUUGUACAAGCUCAUAUCGUCUAUUGUGUGCCUCCGGGACCAGAUAGGAAUUUUAGCCCCGGACAUUUUCCCCAUAUACAACCAGGGCUUGAACUACUUGACAGCGUUUUUCAAUCAAAUGCUUGAGUCAGACUCUUACCCUGUAUGGCCCUUGCCUGGUUUACCAGAUAUUCCCGAGUUUUCCGUAAUUGACGUGGAAAAGUCUUUACUAACGGAAGUCCAUUUUCACUAUACCCCAUAUGAUACUGACCUCACGAGUAUUGAUGAUGUUAAAAGGGUUCAUAAACAUAAGAAACCCAAAAAUACUUACUAUCAGAUGAACAGAUUGAAGCUGAACUAUAUCACCAACCCACUCAUGAAUAAUUUCGAUAAUUUAAUUGGAAUAUUCAACCAUAACUUGAACAGCACAGAUUUCGGUAAUCAUAAUCAUCUGCUUUAUUUAACCCAUAAGUUGAUGAUGCAAUUAAACAACAUCUAUCUUCAAUAUGAGGUUAUCAAGCAAGAAUAUGAUAGUCACCUUUUCUACAAUGAGGACGAAGUUCAAAACAAUAGAAUUGGUAGACGGCACCAGGAAUUGGCAAAAACAUUGAGCAGUUUGUUAAUGGACGUUGACCACUCCAGUUCCAGAAUUGAGACCGGUAACAAGAAGUUCACCAAGAAGCAGGAGGAGAUUGAAGUCUUGAGGAAAGAUAUAGAAGAAAUGAAGCAAACGAUACAAAACUUCAAAGACCAUGAAGAUGUCAGAUCAUAUGAAAAGAAGAUCAAGUUGAUUGGAAACCAAAUCAAAAUUUGGGAGCUAACCAAGUCAAUCGAACAUGGUAUCGGGAAGAUUAAAUCGAAACAGGAAGAAAAAGAUUAUAUGAAAACCGAGUAUGAAAACUCUUUGAAGUCCAUUAGAGAGUCCAAGUCUUCCAUUAAUGAGUUGGAGGAAGUGAACGAGAAUCUAGGGAGACUGAUGAAGAAGAAAUCAAGAAAUUCAGAAUGGAUAGAAGCAAAUUAAUCAACAAAAUAGAAAUGAAGAAAGAAGAAAACCAGCGGUUGAAAGAGAAGUUAGUAAAGUCCUUCAGGUAUUUGAGAGACUCAUCUCAUUUGAAGAAAAGAAAAGGAAGAGGUAUAACACCUAAAUGAGUACACCGAACAAUUUAUAUUACAAUGUAUAUAUAGGCAUCUCCGACCUAAGACCAUCGAAAAUCAACACAUUAUUAAUUGGACUCUCUUUCUUACUUAAAAAUUGGAUUAUGUCUUGAGCCAAACAGCCUCCCAAAAUUGCGCUCGUAGGUGCAAACUCGGUGAAUCCUUGAUCCACAAAAAGCUUCAAGUAUUCAUCAGUAAUAAUAUCGGGAUUCACUCCAAGCUCUUCACAUGCUUUCAAAGCAUGGCUUUUGAGAGUUUCAGCAUUGAUAUCUGAGACUCUUUGAAGCUCAAAUAAUGCAAAAAUCAAUGGCAAAGACGGAGACAAUCUCUUCAAUUGCCUUUUAUUCAACUGCUCAGGAAGCAACUUCGAGCUGAAAAUCUCUUUAAUUGGUCUAUAUGAAUCAUGGAUUGUAAUGAGUUCUUUGUUCGUCAGCUCGUUGCUCUCAACUUUUAUAAUGGUUUUGUUCAAAUUGAGCUUUGUGUUUGCUUUUCUUGGCUGGUUUCCCAUAUCCUUCUCCGUUUCGUUGAUAUUGUCUAUCAAGUCCGUGAUGAUGUAUCCAAACAUCCCAUGAGUUCCAGCUAUAUAUAAGGGGAGAUUGAGCUCUCUUGUUAACUCAUUCAAUUUGAAAGUAUCGGGCUUUUGGAUCUCCGUAGCAAUUAUCAAGUCAAACUUCUUGAAAUAGGAAGGAUCGCCUUGUAUCACCGUAUCAAAACUUUUUGUGUUUAUGUUGAUCUCAACUCUAUCGUUCAAUUCUUUUAUGGAAUCCACCACAUUAGGUAACUUCAAUUCACCAAUUUUGGAAUCAUCUUUAGGCAAAAAGAACUGGGCACCAUAGUCUUCAGACUUUAUGGUUGAGUUAUCCAUCAAUUCUAUGGAAUUAACACCUCCCAAUACAAGGUUUUUUACG
Messenger RNA from Yamadazyma tenuis ATCC 10573, 2884 nucleotides. Lineage: Eukaryota; Fungi; Ascomycota; Pichiomycetes; Serinales; Debaryomycetaceae. The record is from RefSeq and is a predicted model, not a curated record.